Messenger RNA from Poeciliopsis prolifica (blackstripe livebearer), 1030 nucleotides. RefSeq names its product NK2 homeobox 4b (gene nkx2.4b). Bases 1 to 897 code for a protein of 298 amino acids. Gene Ontology annotation, molecular function: DNA-binding transcription factor activity, RNA polymerase II-specific; RNA polymerase II cis-regulatory region sequence-specific DNA binding. Gene Ontology annotation, cellular component: nucleus. The transcript has 2 exons. The record is from RefSeq and is a predicted model, not a curated record. NCBI's taxonomy places the organism in Eukaryota, Metazoa, Chordata, Actinopteri, Cyprinodontiformes, Poeciliidae. Gene Ontology annotation, biological process: cell differentiation; regulation of transcription by RNA polymerase II.
AUGGAAGAGGCGUACCGCCGGUUCGGAGGGAUGGAGCCCGGCCCGCUGGGGGCCUACCGGCAGCCUGGGACCCAGAACCAGAACCAGAACCACCUGUACCAUCAUCACCUGUCCGCUUCCUCCUCUUCCUCAGCCUACCACGCUCCGCCCGGGAGGCCGCAGCUGGCCGGGGCCCCGGCGGGCUUCUGCGGCGGCGGGGAGCUGCUCCCGGAGCCGGGGCGGGGCGGAGGGCCCGCCGCCUGGUUCGGCGGCCCGGAGCCCCGGUACCAGAGCAUCUCCAGGCUGAUGGGCGCGCAGGGCGCGGUGAGCCUCCCCGGCAUGUUGGGCGGCCUCCCCGGCACGGAGCUCGGCUCCAAGCCGCUGCUGUCGCUCCACGCCGCGCCGCGCCGCAAGCGCCGGGUCCUUUUCUCCCAGGCGCAGGUGUUCGAGCUGGAGCGGCGCUUCGAGCAGCAGAAGUACCUGUCCGCCCCGGAGCGGGAACACCUGGCCGGCCUCAUCCAUCUCAGCCCGAACCAGGUCAAGAUCUGGUUCCAGAACCACCGCUACAAGCUGAAGCGGCAGGCCAAGGACAAGGCCGCCCAGAAGCAGCAGCGGGAGGCCGGCCGCCAGAGCGCGGCCUCCCGCUGCUCCUCCGCCGGGUCCCCGCUCCUCUCAAAGGCAGAUCGGAGGUACCGGGGCGAACCGAGCCACACCGGGACCCGUCAGUCCGGCUCUGCUUACGCGGUAGCCAAUCAGAACCAGAACCAGCGGUCCUCCCCGGAGCAGCUGGAGGAUCUGUGCCCCAGCCCGCCGCUCGGCCUGCAGCCGCACAUCAGCCUGACGCAGACGGACUCGGCGCUCAUCGAGUACAGCAGCAGCAUGCUCGGGUCCAAUUUACUGUACGGCCGAACCUGGUAGAACCGGGAAAACUGGAGAACAUUCCCGAUCCAGGUCCGCAGGAGGGAAAAUGAUCCAGUUUUUAUUUCCGCGCGUCAAAACUGGGAUUCUUUACGCAGAAACUCGGACAUCCAGCGGGAUGGAGGAGAAAUAA